GAACGCUUAGUCAUUGGCUCAGCCUUGAAAAAUACCAUCGUCAUAUAUAUUUGCCCUUUAGAAUACGGAUUAAAUAUUUUCAAGAGAACGCCUCCCCGUUUACAAAAUACUCUAAAGGUCAGAUGUUAUAGCUCCAACUACUCCAUGAAUAUAGCAUUUACCAUACAACUAACAGAAAUAUAUAUUUGCUCUAAUAAGUCCUUGUCCGUACAUAUAUUGGCGACGAUACGUAACGAACUAAUUGAAUCGAAUGCUACUGAGGAUUUUUCAUGGAAAAUUGCUAGUUUAAAAGUGACAGCUAUUCCUAUAGAGCUCUCAUGAGAUUUGAAUACAGGCAUUUUAUUAGUAUAGUAGAGAUUUUUUUAGGUCAAGUUUUCUUUUCAGAGUCCCUGCUUUAAGAGACACUAUUUUUCAUUUUUCGACGAGCGCAUAUCGCCCAACUCCGCGAGGGUGGAAAUAACGAUAACGUCGUACAGAGUGAUUCAAUAGAUCGGAUGAAAUUACUACAUACACGCAGCGAUAAUGAAACAUUUCUUUCAUUUUGCUCGUAAAUAGGAUGCAAGCAAGUAUUUUUAUAUGAUUGAUAAAGGCAGACCGUAAAGGUUAUCGUCUCUCCUUUUAAGACAAACUUGAAAAUAAUCAAUAAAUUUUCGAAAAAAAAAAUUUCAGUCCUCAAAUAACUUCGACAUAUUUAGAGUAUAGGAAGUUGGCUAAUUCGAACUUACGACUUACGACGAACUUACGGUUACGACACUUUGAUCAGCGGCGUGUACAUGUAUAAUACCCGAUCGCCUGACCGCUAGGCUGUUUCUCACCUUGAAAAUUCGUGCUAGCACAUUAUUUUCAUAGCAUAGUUAUUUAUUCAUAAAUACAACACCGCAAAACCUUCUGGAAACAUUCUAGCUAGCAUUAUUUAUACUCGAAGUCAGAUAUGUCGCUGCGUUUACUCUCGCACAUCAUCUUGCCUUAAUAAUAUUGUGUUUGAUAUAAUAACUCGAGUGUAUAAAUGUAUUUCCUCUAGUCGACCCGAACGUCAUGAUGUCAGAAAUUUGUACUUCUAAUAUAUCUACGAGAUAAUGCUGCUAAUGGUAUGUAAAUGACACGCACGUCACCCAACAAGGCAAGAGUAAGCUCUUCCUAAGAGCCAACUCUAUAGCCUGUUCUGUAUAAGAAUUAUCGGCAUUUUUUUCGUUGACGUAUCAGAGCAUACUCCUAAAUAUCAUCUCAAUCAUCAUAUAUCAAUAAAUAUAUUGAGAACAUUUUUCAUUCAUUAGUACGGACGUGUUUCAUAGUAUAGUACAGGAACAUUACUUGUAGUUGCUUCCCACCUUCGGCCCUAUAAUCAGUCAUCGAAUGGCACUCGGCAAAACGCAGGCCGAUUUGCCGAGCCGAGUGCCAUUCGAAUACUGUUCCAACAAAGCUGCAUUUUAAUCAAAAUAAAAUGCAUUAUCACCUGUUGGGAAUCAACAACUAGUCUCCUUUAAAAACCAAGUAAGAAAGCUCGAAAUAGCGCAAGAGUAAACGGAAGCGUUGGCAGCCGCAUUCAAUAUAGCUCGCCGGUUUAGAUGUUUGGCUCUCGUUUAAGAUGCGACAGACAUUGGGCGUAAAUCCCUAGACAAGCAUGAGUUUUUUUUAACAUUGAUAAAAUUUGGUUUAUGCAAAAUAUUGACCCGGACGUGAUUUGAACACGCAACCUUCUGAUCUGGAGUCAGACGCGCUACCGUUGCGCCACCGAGUCACGCACUCACUUACGACAUGCUCUGGCCUGAGCAGUUUAACCAAAUAUGUUCAAUCUUCUUUUACCAAUUGUAAGUACGAGGCGGCGCCACGUAGACGUAUUCCAACUUCAACAUUUUAGCUGCUGAUGGCGUACAAAAACAUAAUCUGCGUUAGUAAGUGUUACUAAAAAGAGUUUUUUUUGAUAAGCUUUUGCGUGUAACCAAUUAUUAUUAUACUGGAUAACAUUAAAAUUGCUUAUUCACUUACACGGUCGAUAUUAAAUUCUCAUUAUACAUGCAUUUUAUACGCGUGUUGGCUAUAGGGGUAUUAUUUAUUGCGUUUAGUUUUUACUGCGACGGACUCUACAGUCGUCUGCUACAGCUUGCAGCAAGGAAUCUUGUGGGAAAGGACGGGCAGCGCAGACGUAAACAUAGCAUCGAAACUACUUGAAAUGUGCGUGGAACGAUAAGCUACGCUUUCAACUUUGUCGUCGGUCAAUGUAAUUCAGCUCCUCAAGAAAACCAGCCGAUGUAAAGAGUUGCGAUAGUUCCUCUGCGAUUCGGGCGGCGUGCAACAGAUUAUUGAAAUAGAAAGCGAUUUCUGUGUCAAUCAAGCCCUGCGUACGAAGAUACAGUUCGCAGCUAGCGCCUUCUUGUCGUCUCAUCAUUCCAGGAACGGGAGGAUCAAAAAGGCUUCAGGUGCAAACAUGUUUCGCAGACUCUGGUCGCGUACGUUGACUGGAAGAGCUGUCAGGCCUGGCAAAACGGCGAAGUCUGAAUCAACCAGUAGUUCUACUGGUCCAUUUAACGACGGAAGUUACGCAAUGAAGGAGACGAUCGGGCUUGGGGGCUAUGGGCUAUUAGCCGUUCCGAUAACUACAUUUACCCUCGGCUGUUGGCAAGUGAAACGGCGCAAAUGGAAGCUGGACCUUAUCGAGAAAAUGAAAGCACUAACCCAAGCCGAUCCAAUUAGUCUGCCCAAGGAUCUUCGGCAGCUCGAAGAACUAGAAUACCAUAGUGUGCGGGUACGUGGUCAAUUCAUCCACGAAGACGAACUGUAUAUUGGACCACGGGUGGAUGUGCAUUCGACAAAAUCCGGUUAUCUGGUCGUUACUCCGUUCAAGUUGGAGAACUCGGAUUUGACUAUUUUGGUUAACCGGGGCUGGGUGGCCCGUAGCCAGACAAAUCCAGCAACGCGACUUGAAGGCCAACAAUCGGGACCGGUUGAACUGGUCGGCAUUGUACGCAAGACGGAAAAACGUCCACCACUGGGCCAUGGAGAAGGCCGUAUUGGUCCUUUAUUCGCUUACAGAAAUAUAGAGGAAAUGGCAUAUUCAGUUGAUGCUGCACCAAUUUUUCUAGAUGCUGUUCGUGAAUGUACAGUCAAAGGAGGACCCAUUGGCGGUCAAACUCAAAUACAACUAAGAAAUGAGCAUGCAUCGUACAUUGUUACAUGGUACACUCUAGCCGCAUGCACCAUGUAUCUCUGGUACACCAAGUACGGAAAGCUUUUAAAAAGAUAGGUUAUAAGAAAGUUCUAAUAUGUAGAUCCAUGUAGCAGAGAAUGUUAGGGCCGUAGAAAAAGCGAUCCUGUGCAAGUUUUCAGUUGGUUUUACCUAAAGUUGUAAAUAAACAUAAAAAAAAAUUAGAUAUAUUUAAAUAUACGGUGCUGUCUUCAUUAAUAUGUAUACAAUUUUGAUAGAUAAAUUUGGUUGUUUCCGCUUUUCUUCUAAACGUACUAGCCGGGUUACAAACAAGUAAUAUAUAUUAAGCGAGUUUGAACUUCGUAACAGCUCAUUAAAUUUAAGUGAAAAAUACGACACGACUAAUAGAGACGAAUUGCCGAAUAAUAGGAGUAUAUACAUUUUUUUAAAUACAUAUAACAGCUAAAAAUAAUAAUUAUAAAAGUUCUAUAAAAAUAUAUAUA
Varroa destructor (honeybee mite) is the source of this 3645-nucleotide messenger RNA. RefSeq names its product surfeit locus protein 1 (gene Surf1). Lineage: Eukaryota; Metazoa; Arthropoda; Arachnida; Mesostigmata; Varroidae. The record is from RefSeq and is a predicted model, not a curated record. Gene Ontology annotation, cellular component: membrane; mitochondrion. Gene Ontology annotation, biological process: mitochondrial respiratory chain complex IV assembly.